UUUUAUUUUUUAAUGAAUGAAAAAGAUGCGCCCUCUUCUGGCGAUGAAUUGAAGCAAAUCAAAAUUUAAUUAGGAUAAUGAGAAUGUGGCAAAUGGAGAAGCUACGUAGUUCUGCUGCUUCUACUAGUUGUAGCGGCUGCAAUUGGCAAUGGAGAGCGGUGGUGCUGGCGGCGGCGGCGGCGGUAGUCUCGUCUUGUUAACGAAACCUGGCUUCAUCAAAUUUCAUCAAAAACCUCUUUUCCCCUUCAAAAGCUCCCGUUAUAUUUCUCGCAGAUCAUACAUUGCUAUUGUCACACCCACCACCACCUCCGCCAGCUAUAGGCCCCGGGACUCCAAUGCCGAAACCGUUGGGUCUAAGAAAUUCAAAUUCAAGUUUCGAGACAAGAACAAUAAAUAUAGAGGAAUCGAUGAAAUGGAAGAACAAAAUGAAGAUUUAGAAGGCUAUAGAAGGAAAGGCAAGAAGCGGAUGUGGUGGUCAGAAGGUUCACCGGAUAUGGUGGAAGAAGAAGAUGCUGGAAUUUUAGAGGAAUUUGUUGAUAGUCUUUGGAUUUUUAAGGUAUUCAAAUCCUAUGGUUGGGCACUUCCCCCCAUCAUCUUGUCUUUGCUGCUCGCUAAUGGCCCCAAGGCUUUCCUUAUGACAUUAGCCCUUCCUCUUGGGCAGUCGAUCCUAACUUUUUUGUUUGGAAAGUUGUGGGGAAGGACACAAAGUAAGCCAAAAUCCAAGGCCAGAAAAAAGAGGGAACCAUUUGGCAGCUUUUCCAGCAAUGUUGAAAUGGAUGAUGAAGAGCAAGAAGAAAGGCAGAAGACUAUGAAAGGAGAUGAAUUUCAAUCUUGGGUGGUUAACGGUUCAGUUAAUAAGGACAGCCAAGGCACACCCAAUUUUGGUGGAUGGGAUGAGCUGGAUGGAAUGGAAUCAAUGCAGCAGCCACCUAAAAGGGCACGUCAGACUCCAAAAACUUCUUCAGCAACUGGCAAACUAGGUAGGAGGAGGAGAGAAAGGGAUGCACCCUUACUCUUGAGAUUGUUAAUUGCACUGUUCCCAUUUUUAGGUUCCUGGACAAAGAUGCUUUAGUGAUUUCUGGUUUCUCCACUCUGCCAACAUUAAAUAUGGUAGUGUGGUGCAUGAAUUCGAUGGGUUUUGCUAGAACUAAAGCAUGAGUUCAGGAUUUCAAAGGAUUUAUUACUGUGAGCACAUUCCUUGCCAUUGGAAUUGAGGGAAGUAAGACUUGUAGAAUCAUUAUUUACACCCUAAUCAUCCUAUUAGUUGCUUCUUGUUGGGAUGUAGGGUGAUUUUCAAAAUUUUCUAUUCACUGCAUUUUUUCCUCCGAUAUUAUCAAACUAUAAAUAUAUAUAUAUUGACAUGAAUACCACAAAAUUGAGAUUUGUAUUUGACUUAUAAUGAUAUGUUUUGUCCAUUC
This is a messenger RNA of Manihot esculenta (cassava), 1418 nucleotides long. RefSeq lists its product as uncharacterized. The transcript is spliced from 2 exons. The record is from RefSeq and is a predicted model, not a curated record. Lineage: Eukaryota; Viridiplantae; Streptophyta; Magnoliopsida; Malpighiales; Euphorbiaceae. The coding region runs from base 149 to 1072 and encodes 307 amino acids.